Sorghum bicolor (sorghum) is the source of this 2666-nucleotide messenger RNA. RefSeq names its product cytochrome P450 87A3. The transcript is spliced from 9 exons. Gene Ontology annotation, molecular function: iron ion binding; monooxygenase activity; oxidoreductase activity, acting on paired donors, with incorporation or reduction of molecular oxygen. Bases 118 to 1566 code for a protein of 482 amino acids. Gene Ontology annotation, biological process: sterol metabolic process. The record is from RefSeq and is a predicted model, not a curated record. NCBI's taxonomy places the organism in Eukaryota, Viridiplantae, Streptophyta, Magnoliopsida, Poales, Poaceae.
UCUCCUGCAUCUCUGCACUCUGCAGUCUGCGUUCUAUCGAUCGACAGACUGCAACGCGCGAACACCAGGCCGUAGCUUUCUCUUUCUUUCUAGCUAGCUACCUUUGACGGCGCGGCCAUGGAAUCACUGGUCUGCGUAGCAGUGUGGGCUGUGACCUUGGCCAUGGCCAUGGCUUCCAUCCUGUGGACAUACAGGUGGAACCACCCGAAAGCUAACGGACAGCUGCCUCCGGGCUCCCUCGGCUUCCCUCUCCUCGGCGAGACCUUGCAGUUCUUCGCGCCCAAUCCUACCUCUGACGUCUCCCCGUUCGUCAAGAAGAGACUGGACAGGUAUGGCAACAUCUUCAAGACGAGCAUCGUGGGUCGGUCGGUGGUGGUGUCGGCGGACCCAGAGCUCAACUACUACGUGUUCCAGCAGGAAGGGAAGCUGUUCGAGAGCUGGUACCCGGACACCUUCACCGAGAUCUUCGGCCGCGACAACGUCGGCUCCCUCCACGGCUUCAUGUACAAGUACCUCAAGACGCUCGUGCUCCGCCUCUACGGCCAGGAGAACCUCAGGGCCGUGCUCCUCGCCGACGCCCACCGCGCCUGCCGCGCCAGCCUCGCCGCGUGGGCGAGCCGGCCCAGCAGCGUCGUCGAGCUCAAGGACGCCAUCUCCACCAUGAUAUUCGAUCUUACCGCGAAGAAGCUGAUCAGCUACGAGGCGUCCAAGUCGUCGGAGGAUCUGAGGAAGAACUUCGUGGCCUUCAUUCGCGGCCUCAUAUCGUUCCCGGUGGACAUUCCCGGCACAGCCUACCAUGAGUGCAUGCAGGGGAGGAAGAAGGCGAUGAAGGUGCUGAGGACGAUGAUGCGGGAGCGGAUGGCGGAUCGUCCGGGGAGGCAGCAGAGCGAGGACUUCUUCGACGUGCUGAUCGAGGAGCUGAGGAGGGAGAAGCCCGUCAUGACGGAGGCGAUCGCGCUGGACCUCAUGUUCGUGCUCCUCUUCGCCAGCUUCGAGACGACGGCGCUGGCGCUCACGCUGGGCGUCAAGCUACUGGCCGAGAACCCCAGGGUGCUCCGGGCGCUAACGGAGGAGCAUGAGGCGAUUGUCAGCAACAGGAAGGACAGGGAUGCCGGGCUCACGUGGGCCGAGUACAAGUCCAUGACCUUCACAUCUCAGGUUACACUCGAGAUUGUCCGACUGGCAAACAUCGUGCCGGGUAUUUUUCGGAAGGCCUUGCAAGACAUUGAGUUCAAAGGCUACACCAUUCCGGCAGGCUGGGGAGUGAUGGUGUGUCCUCCAGCAGUGCACUUAAACCCCGAAAUAUAUGAAGAUCCAUUAGCGUUUAAUCCGUGGAGAUGGCAGGACAAGGUGGAAAUCACCGGUGGGACGAAGCAUUUCAUGGCCUUCGGUGGGGGGCUCCGGUUCUGUGUUGGCACAGAUCUCAGCAAGGUCUUGAUGGCAACCUUCAUCCAUUGCCUGGUUACAAAAUACAGUUGGAGGACAAUCAAAGGAGGUAACAUAGUGCGUACCCCUGGGCUUAGCUUUCCCGAUGGCUAUCAUGUUCAGCUCUUACCUAAGAACUGACACCUUCUUCUCUCCUGAUUCCUGAAUACAGUGUGUUCUCUGUCAGGUCAAUGUGGUUGUUUGCAGGCAAACAUAUACAGGAAAUAAGUAGAAAAAUAUAGCAUAUAUAUCUAGGUGCUGAAGCAGUCUUAUACAUACUUGGGGUCAUUGUAGGGCACCUCUUUGUUAGUGUAGUAUACAUACUCUUGUGACCAAAUUAAGUAUAUAUUUAGGUCCCUGAUCCAAACAUAUAUAGGGUGUUUGUACUUUGUGAUCUCCUUUUGUUUCCCGUGUGGUUAGUGGUCUCUAUACGCUAUACCCAUAUGGUGUGUAUUGUACUUUAAAUCUGCCAUAUGUACACAAGUGCUUAGCGCUUGCGCCUAUAUGUAGUGGCCACGAUGUUUUGGCCUGCAUGCAUGCAUGCAUUGUUUCAGGAGUUCUCUGGUAUAUACAAAAGUUGCUUGGUUUGGUCUCGAGUUUGAGUGUCCACAUGUACUAAUCCAAUGAGUACAUCACAAAUGGAAGUAAAACUAUGCUUCAGAAAAAAAUGGAUCACUUUACAAAUACGCAAGUCAUUGGUUCGAAGAGUCUACACUACUCCAUCCGUCAUAAAAUAUAGAGUAUUGUGACUUCUAAAAUUUGUGAUAACCAAGGAGUGCAUAUGAGGAGUGAUAGCCAAUAGCCAAGGAGCAGAAUAAAAGCACUCACUCUGCAUUUAAUCAUCUCGAGCUGAGUGCACAUGAGGAGUGAUAGCCAAGGAACAACCAAUGAGCAACAAAAAGACAAUAAAUGCAGGCAAAUGGUAGCCAAUAAGCAACAAAGGGGCAAUGAAUGUAAGCAAGUCCCAAACUAAUAUGAAGGAUAUUUUUGAAUAAAUUUUUUUCUUAGAUGCACUACAAGAAAUUCCCUUAUACGUGACGGUUUGAUUCUGUCAUGGACAAGUGAAAAUCCGUCACAGUUAACUAUCUGUGACGGUCCAUAGGAACGUCAUCUAUUCCUCGUCAUACAUUUUUUAAACCAAAAUAGAACGUCACGGGUUGUUUUUUGGAUCGUCAUGGACGAACCAGAGGGCAACUAUAGGAAGCGACUAUGAUGAUGAACUGAACCUUCAUGGUUUUGCU